This is a messenger RNA of Argiope bruennichi, 3081 nucleotides long. Its product is annotated as retinal-binding protein-like. Gene Ontology annotation, cellular component: cytoplasm. The transcript has 13 exons. The record is from RefSeq and is a predicted model, not a curated record. Bases 126 to 1319 code for a protein of 397 amino acids. Lineage: Eukaryota; Metazoa; Arthropoda; Arachnida; Araneae; Araneidae.
ACCAGAGUGGUUCGUUUAGAAGGACAUCUAAAAACACUUGCUUUGACUAUAUAUUUCAAUAACAAGUCUUAAGAAAGAAUUCAUAAAUGUUUUUUUGAGGAGUUUGUAUUUGCAGCAUUAUCACAAUGGAUAACAUGACAUGUGAAGAAAAAAAAGUGGUUGAAGAGUUGAAAGCACGAACAAUUAAUGACUUGAGUCCAAAAAUGCUGGAAGAUGUGUCUCUUUUUUACCGAUUUGCUAAAGCACGGAAUUUUAAUCUGGAACAAGCUGAAGCUAUGCUAAGAAAACAUAUAGCCUGGAGAAAAGAAUUGGGAGUAGACACAAUACUAACAGAUUAUCAACCAUCAGAGUUUAUGAUUAAAUAUGUUCCUUUGAGCUUUGCUUGUUACGAUAAAGAUGGAUGUGCCGUUCUGGUCCAUGACCUUGGUCGGGCAGAUGCAAAAGGUAUUUUGAAUGUGAUAAAGAAAACGGAUGUUACGAAGCAUUUGAUGUAUAUAGUUGACCAAUUGAGAGACAAGGUGAUCAAGGAGAGUGAAAAAGGAAACAAGCGUUAUCAACUUGGAAAACCUAUAUUAACACCAAUUUACGAUUUUGAUGAACUAACCUAUGCAAAAGCUGCGAACAUGAAAAUUUUGCAGAUAAUAAUUCACAUUAUGAAGACAUUUUUGGAUAAUUAUCCCGAAUAUCUCCACACUAUAACGAUCAUAAAUGCUCCCGCCUAUUUCACAUGGCUAUUUGCUAUAUUGAAACCAAUUCUUCCCAUCACAGUCAUUCAAAAAAUUCGAAUCUACGGCACAGACGGUUGGAAGGAAACCUUGUUGGAAUUUAUCGAGGCGGAUGACUUGCCAGCUUAUCUCGGAGGGAACAAGAGAGAUCCGGACGGAAAUCCAUUCUGCAAAUCCUUUAUCAUUCGUGGUCAACCCAUUCCCAAAACUUACCAAAAACAAAGAAGAAACAGAGAAUUAGUUUUACAGUCUGAUGUUGAAAAACUCACUGUGUUGCCAUUCUCCAAAGAAGAAAUAACUGUCCAGGUGGAAGAGAAGGAAUCGUAUCUCGAGUGGGAAUUUGAAACAAAGGACAGAGACAUCGAUUUCUCUUUGUUCUUCAGAGGGGAAUCCCUGGAAACCUUUGAAACUGUCGAACUCAUCCCUAAAGAAAGAAUAGAUACAAGCGAUGAACCUGAGAAAGGGUGUUUUCUAUGUGAAAAAACAGGCAAAUAUACAAUUGUUUUCGAUAAUUCUUACAGCUGGCUUCACUCUAAAGAAGUAUACUACAGAAUUGGAAUAAAGAGUCCGAAGAACAAUGAAUUAUUCAAAUAGAAAUGAUAUGCAUCCUAGAGUUAUCCCAGGAUUUGUCCUGAAACUUAUAGUUAAAAAAAUGCACUUUAUUAAAGAAUUGAUGCAGACUGACAUCAGGAACAUAAUCGAACAAAACUAAUACAAUCGAUUUAUCGAUUUCUUUGAACUGUGAUAUCAAUGUAUUGUAGUUUAUGUAUUAACUUAUAUAAAAUAUUUACUCUAAUCCUAAUUGAAUGACGGAUGGGUAUUUAUUUUCUGUUGUAAAACUUCUCUAAAGGCUCUAAAUUUCCAAUUUUUAUUAAUAAUUUUAUCGACAACCUAUUUAUAAAGCAACGUUUCAAAUAAUGAAGGCUCCACUUUAGAGAUCCCAAUUGGCACAAAAUGCCCAACGACUUUGUUGCGAUAUCUUUCAAAUAUUUGCCAGCAUUCAGAAUAUCGAAAAACAUCGGGGGAAUUGGAGAGGUUCGAUAAUGAUGACGGACCUUUUUUGUAUUUUAAAGAUUUUAUUGUUUCUCCGCUUUCGGGAUUUGGUUUGAGCCUUGCCUUUCGGCUUGCUGCUUCGUCGAUGAUGUUACAAAGACUGAUGGUUUUUUACAUAUACCGCUAGAGGGCAUUACAAGUGAGAGGUGGGGCAACAUGCUUACGUAACAGGAAUAUCGCUCAAUAUCUUGAGCUAAUUGAGACUAAAACAGUCUCAACAAUGAAGUUAUGACUAUCACUGUUUUAGACGAGAUUUAACCAUUUUAAUGAUAACUUGGAACAAGAUCAUCAAAUCAGUGCAUAGCGCUUUCUCUACGCCACCGUUAAAGGUUUAAAAUAAUGAAAUUCAAAUCUUUUUGAAUCAAUUUUGGUUUUUCUUUAAUUUAAAAUCAUACUUUAUCUACAAUAUUUUGCUGAUUAUGAGUAAUAAAAUCUAGAAUUAUGUAAAAAAAAAAAAAAAAAAAUCAGCAUUGACAUUUUUUAUCUGUGCAUCUAAUGACUCAAAUAAUUUAUUUCUCAAAUGAUUUUGAACAUUUUGCAUUCUGAAGUGGAUAACUAUGUCGGAUGGCUUAGAAAACACCUUGUCCCAAAAAUAAAUAAUUAAUUUUGAAGGUACGAUAUUCAAGUGCUUCCUUUUAAUUACAUCCGAUGUAGAUCAUCUGAGGUGCCAACUGCUGUAGGCAAAGUUAACUAAAUCUGCAAUUUGAUGGGAUACAAUCGCUUUAUUUUCCCAACUGGUGGCUGGAAAAAGUAUAUUUUUAUCGUAUUUAUCUUUUUUUCUUGUCGUUGUUGUUUGUUUGUUUUCAAAAAUCCAUCGGUCAUUUUUGGAAUACCCAGUAGCUACUGGAAUACGAUAAAAGUGGAUCCCUUAUAAUGUAUGCAUCAGUCAUAUUUAAAUAAAAAAAUCAGCUGCAGACGUUUUCACAUAUGCAAAAAGUUUUUAUUAUGUAACUUAGUUUAUUGGUGACGAACGUGGCGACUUUGAGAACAAAAAUGAAGGCGUCUGAAUAUUCAAGAAUGCUGGCUAUAUUUCCAUUAGAACUCGAGCUCCAGCGUUUUCUCUGGAGUAUUCGAUGCCCUGCCACGGAAACUAUAAAUCCAGAGGCACGCAGACGAGACAAGCAGCAUUCGAGUCCAGAGUAAUUGUUGAGCGAAAUCUCUAAGUUGAGAGUUGAUAUUCCGUGUGUUCUGUCUGAGCACUUUAAGCUGUCCCAGUUGCCUAAUGUUGGCAACAAGUGCUGUUUUUGUGUAUGUUUCGACUCUGUUUUAUACUCUGUAUUCAUUCUUUCGUGUAGAAUAAAGA